AUGGCCACGACAGAACCCACAGUCGCUGAAGCGGUGGUAUUAUUUCAAGAGCUCGAGCAAAGAUUCCCAUCGACAACGCUCGGCGGUGAUAGAUGGUAUAUUCUGGCACCCGAAUACAGCACUGCAGAUGCGCGGAAAGCUCUCAUGCGUCGCCUCCGCGAAGCUCUCCUCAAGCUGGUCUCAGUCGUCGGCGUACCCAAGCCACUUGAAGCCAUCUUUUCCAUAGCAGCGGUUGAGAAGCCGGAGGAUCGCGACAUGUCUUUUUCGAGAGAAACAUGGCAGUCCGGUCCGGAAAACCUCGCCCGCGGACGGAAUUGGCUCUCUCAAAUCUACCGCCACAACCAUGCCGCCACUGAGAACGUCCUAGCAGCCCACAAGGACUUUAUGUGGAUAUCAGAGGAAAUCACAUACGGACUCUAUCUCUCCGAUCACUCCAUCAUCGGACCUGUGGAGACGGAACUGGUGGUCCUGACGGGCAUCAUGAUGCAGAAUCUGGUUCGUGAGACGGGAUGGCAUUUGCGUGGGAUCAGGAGGAUUGGUAUCGAGCGAGUGGCUGCGUUUUGUGGUCUGGCGCUGAACAGAGUGCCACGGGUGGCGGACAUUGAGCAUGAAGUGCCAUUUGACUCUGGCGCUUGA
Molecule: messenger RNA, 636 nt
Organism: Zymoseptoria tritici IPO323
Lineage: Eukaryota; Fungi; Ascomycota; Dothideomycetes; Mycosphaerellales; Mycosphaerellaceae
Exons: 4
Coding region: 1-636 (211 amino acids)
Source: RefSeq, a predicted model, not a curated record